Messenger RNA from Triticum urartu, 1836 nucleotides. RefSeq names its product protein REVEILLE 6. Gene Ontology annotation, molecular function: DNA binding. The record is from RefSeq and is a predicted model, not a curated record. Lineage: Eukaryota; Viridiplantae; Streptophyta; Magnoliopsida; Poales; Poaceae.
CGCCCCCCCUGCGGCGCCACCACCCACACACUCCCACCCAACCCGGCCCGGCGCCCACACCGCGACGCGACGCAAAGCAGCCACCACGCAGGCGGCCGCGGCCGUGCUACGGACAAAAGCAUCCCUCUCCAUCCCCCGGUCCAGCAAGCGAGAGACGGGCACCGGCACCGGCACCCAACGGGACCUGGCACGCCGCCGCCCUCUGGCCUUCCGUGCGUCCCCCAUGGUCUCCACGAACCCGCCGCCGCCGCUGUCCGAGGCGGCCGCCGCCGCGUCGGGCGACGACGCCAGCAAGAAGGUGCGGAAGCCCUACACCAUCACCAAGUCGCGCGAGAGCUGGACGGAGCAGGAGCACGACAAGUUCCUCGAGGCCCUGCAGCUCUUUGAUCGUGACUGGAAAAAGAUAGAAGCUUUUGUUGGUUCGAAGACUGUCAUCCAGAUAAGGAGCCAUGCACAGAAGUAUUUUUUGAAGGUUCAGAAAAAUGGAACCAGCGAACAUGUCCCACCUCCACGACCAAAGCGUAAAGCUGCCCACCCAUACCCUCAGAAGGCCUCCAAAAAUGAGUCAGGAUAUGCCCUGAAGACAGAUCCAUCUGCCAUGCUUAGAAAUUCAGGAAUGAACGUGGCUGUUUCUCCAUGGACCCACAAUUCUAUCCCACCAGUUGUUGCCUCAUCUUUCAUGAAAGAAGAUUUAGGUGCUGGGUCUAUGGGUCCAAACAUUUUUUGCUCAAGCAGUAGUGAAGGCCCUCCAAGGGCAUGGCAAUCUGGUGAAACCAAUGACCAGAUAAAUCAAGUUCCGUCACUCCGCAUUAUGCCAGAUUUUGCUCAAGUAUACAGCUUCUUAGGCAGUGUUUUCGAUCCAAGCACAAAGGGCCAUUUGCAGAAACUGAAGGAGAUGAAUCCAAUUGAUGUUGAAACGGCACUGUUGUUGAUGAGAAAUCUCUCCAUCAACUUGACCAGUCCUGAUUUUGAAGAUCAAGCAGUCAGUUUCAGAUGUUUAACUCCUUAUUUGGUCAGUAGCAGAAGUUAUUUCUUUCCUAUAAAGAAACUGCAGAGGAUUUCAACAGCAUGCUCGUGUCUUCUUGAACUUGGGUGUCUCUUCACACACUGUGCUUCUAGCAGGGUUUGCCCAAUUGCCAUGGUUUCUGCCUUUCUGGUACUGUCAGUACAACUUGUUGCCACUGUGCAGAAUGACUGGAAUAUUUGGGCAGCUAUCAUGUGUCUAGAGUCAUCAUGUUUUGCAAACUUUCAAAAUUAUCAGAAAUUUGAGGAAGUUGCUGUCUUCGUACAAUUCCACCUCUGAUGGGCUAGAGCUAGGGAGCUCCAGAAGCUCACUUCUUACGGAUAAUGCAUUGAGCCUUUUUUGAUAGUUCAUGAUUAAAUGCAGAUGGUGCUGCCUAUAGUUUCAUCUUGGUCUCUGAAUAGGGGGUUUUCCUGGAGCACCCAUGAAGGCGCUUGCACCAUUGUAUUUCUAGCUAGCUUCGAACCGUAGAAUGUGUAAGGGUGCAACCAUGUACAGUUGGCUUCCAUAAGGUGAGAUCUGUCUAUAGCCUGAUGUGUAUAUAUUUUUGCCCCGAAGCGUGUACCUUUCCUCCCCCGGUACCUUGGCGCGGAUGUUGCUUCCGUCAAAGCUUGAAAGUGCUGUUCUUAGUGAUAGUAAAUGGAAAGGAAAUUUUGAGUAAUGUUGGUUACUCCCUUUUCCCUCCAUUGAGUUCAGUCGAUGAUGUCGUUUUCGUUUCCGUGUCUGGCAAGAUACUGUCCCGUGUGACCAUGACAUAAGCAUAAUACUCCCAUCUGCUGUCUGUUGAGAAUUGCUUUCAGUUGAGGUUACCAUAA